Messenger RNA from Striga asiatica, 1389 nucleotides. NCBI's taxonomy places the organism in Eukaryota, Viridiplantae, Streptophyta, Magnoliopsida, Lamiales, Orobanchaceae. The record is from the annotation of a GenBank genome assembly.
UUUCCGGCCAAAAUCUCUAACGAUUCCACCUCAUAGCUGCACGACGCCACGUCCUGCUCCAGUCUGCAGAUAUGUUCGCCAUCAAUCUCUGCGGUAAAGUAAAUCCACCGUCUAUAAGUAAAUUUUAUUGUUAUAAAAAAUAAAAUAGUAGACCGGUCACAGAUGAUUUUAGGAUAAAAUUCUCAACCAAAAAAUAUAUUGAAAAAAGAUAAUUUUCCGGUUUUAAUAAAUUUUGCCUUGAAUCCCCGCCCAAAAAUCCCAAACCCCACAAAUCUCCUCUCUUUCCUUAAUUCUACACUUUAGAAAGGUCCAAAAAGGAUACACCGAUGGCGGAAGCGGGAUCCGACCUCCAGCUCACCACCGCCGCCGCUCCCCCCGUGACCGCCGCCCCAAGCGGCGGCCAAUCCGGCCGAUUCCUCCGGUUCAGCAGGCCGAAGUUUCGUGUGACGUCGGAGUACGACAGCGACAGCUCCGUUUUCCUGCACAAGGCGUCUUGUAAAUUGUUGGACAAUUUGGCCAAGUUGAAGGUGUCUUUCCAGAACAACAGCAAAGGGGAAGUAUCGGAACCCCAAGUCUCCUUCACUUCCAAGUACUUUUCGCUGUUGUACGAUGUCGAGGAGAGCGAUGCACUGGUCAAGGCGCAGAUUGAAAUUGCGCCUGGAUUCGAGCUUAAAGCUACCCGUCAAGUCAAGGCUCAACAUGGAGAGAUUGCAAUGGUUGCAGAUCUUGCAGGAUCAGCUUACAAACUUGAAUUGUCAUCUGCCGUUCCAUCUGUAGGCAUGCCAAGAGCAACUUUUAAGUUUCCUCAUGGUGAAGUUUCAUUAGAGGAGAAAGAGGAGGAAGAAGAGGAACCGAACAAAACUUUGUCAGUGAGUGGUAUCGUUAAAAGUCAUAUUCUCAAUGGAGUCUGCACUGCGCGAUACAAUGAGGAAAAUCUGGAAUUAAGAUAUGCAUUUAAGGAUGAGCAACUGACUUUCGUCCCGAGCAUUUCUCUGCCUUCGAACGCGGUUUCCUGUGCAUUUAAGAGGCGUUUCAGUCCUUCAGAUAAGAUGAGCUAUUGGUACCAUUUUGACUCAAACAACUGGAGUACCGUCUACAAACACACAGUUGGAAAAGACUACAAGUUUAAAGCUGGCUAUGAUUCUGAUGUGCGACUUGGUUGGGCAUCUCUUUGGGUUGGAGAUGAAGAUGGCAAAGCCAAGACAGCCCCUUUGAAGAUGAAGGUGCAGUUCAUGCUCCAAGUUCCUCAAGAUGAUAUAAAGACGUCGGUUUUGAUGUUCCGUGUGAAGAAGAGAUGGGACAUUUAGUAUUGUACACUGCAUGUAAGUCGUCGGUUUUGAUGUUCUGUGUGAAGAAGAGAUGGGACAUUUAGUAUUGUACACUGCAUGU